AUGGACAAAAGCUGGAUGACUGAGCCCAAUAGACUUCGAUCACCUGCUUAUGCUGCAGGCGUUAACAAUUUUCUUGAGAUGGCGCAAAACCAUGCUAGGGGAAGUCAUCGCAUUCGGUGUCCAUGUCGAAUAUGUUCUAAUAAUCUCUUCCUGCCUUUACUUACCGUAGAGAGUCACUUGUUCAUAAAUGGGAUCGAUCUGAACUACACUGAAUGGAUUUUCCAUGGUGAGGAGGAAACCCGAAAUUUCGAUGUGGACGAUGAAGAAGUUGCUGUUAGUGAUGAAGAUGAAUUCAUCGAUGAUAUGGACAAUAUGUUAGAUGACAUAUUGGCUGGGACAAACGUCGAUGUUCCCCAAAGUAGCACUCCAUUGCCGAGCCGGGAUUCAUUUCCUGAAGCAUUACCAGUGUCAUCGUUUGACGAGCUAUUAGAGGAUGCUCGACGUCCACUUUUCGGCGGUUGUACAAAAUUCUCUAAACUUUCGUUCAUUGUGAAAUUGUUACACAUAAAAACCCUUGGUGGCUGGUCAAUCAAGUCAUUUGAUAUGCUCCUUAACUUGUUGAAGUCUGCUUUUCCGGAUGCUGAAUUGCCACUCUCAUAUGAAGAUGCUCGUUCAUUGGAGCGAGGUUUGGGCUUCAAGUACAACAAAAUUCAUGCCUGCCCCAAUGACUGCAUCUUAUAUUGGAAGGAAUAUUCAGAACUAAAUUCAUGCCCUAUAUGUAAGGCCUCAAGGUGGAUGUCAACUACAAAUGGGACCCAGGUGAUCCCGCAUAAGGUGUUGCGGCAUUUUCCUUUAAAGCCAAGAUUACAGCGGCUUUUCCUGUCUACAAAGAUAGCAGCUGAAAUGAGAUGGCAUAAAGAGAAGCGAGUGACAGAUGAUAAUUUUCUGCGUCAUCCUGCUGACUCUAAGUCUUGA
This is a messenger RNA of Juglans regia (Persian walnut), 915 nucleotides long. RefSeq lists its product as uncharacterized. The coding region runs from base 1 to 915 and encodes 304 amino acids. The record is from RefSeq and is a predicted model, not a curated record. NCBI's taxonomy places the organism in Eukaryota, Viridiplantae, Streptophyta, Magnoliopsida, Fagales, Juglandaceae. The transcript has a single exon.